AUGGCCUCGCCGUCGAGGUCUACUCAGGACGACCCUGAGUCUGAUACAGGCUAUGGACCAGGUCCAGCAAUUCACCACAUUUAUGACCAAGGUCAAGGUUCGGCUGAGGGAGCUGACAGCAAUAAUGAUUUACUCGAAAAUCCGUUCGCCGACUCUGCCAGUCCUUCUCCCUCAGCUCUCGACGUGAAUAGUCCACCUCAUCUGCAUACCACUGGAGGAGCAGAUGAAGCUGAAGCUGAAGCUGCUGCUGCUGCUGCUGCUGCGGCAAAGCGAGAAAAGGGACGCGUUAGAUUCAACAGCAAUGCAGCAGCUUCGAGACCUCCCGCCAUCAACUUUGAACCUCCUCCAAGGGUACCGGAGCGUAGGGAUACGCCUUCUCCAAAGUUGCGGCCAUCUAUCUUGCGAGCAAACUCGUCUGGGUCCGUGGCUACUGCCAAAGAUCUUGGUAUUGAUUUGGAUUCUACCUCGGAAAAGGCUCUUUCGGCGGCUGUUGCUCAAGCAAGAGCUCAGCAGGUUGCGGCCAGGGUCUUGCGUGACUCUCCGCCAGGAUCCAGAGCCUCCAUGGAAUCUGUUGCCACGACUGUCGCUAGCGAAGGAGAUCAGCUCCAGAAUGGCUCUGAUAUUCCUCUGCGGAACCUUGCCGCCAAUGGAAAAGUUGCAGACAGCCAGACUCAAACUCCCGAGAACGAACCUGACCAGAGUGCACUAAAGGUGGAAGCGUACGACCUUGUCAGAUCGCACACUCGCCGAUUUGCAUCCACCACAGCAAACAACUCUCCAGCAGAUGAAGAAGCCAUAAUAGGCGCAGCAAACGUUGAACCCAGUCACAUGAAUGGAGGACUCUAUGACGGCGUGUACAACGUUCCCGCGCCUCAGCAAUAUCGAGGCAGUGUACUCUCGCAACUCCUGAAGCUGUACAAACCAUCCGACCCCGGCUUGCAUGGAGGUCACCAUUCCCGAAACUGGAGCUCGUCGUCCGCAGGUGCGGUAACGCCUCCUAGCUUGGAGUCUGGCACUGCGACACCUACCAGCUCUCGCAAGAAGUGGUACGAGGUCAAUCGCUCCCAGGAUACACUAGCAAACCUGGUAGAAGCUUCCACUCGUCUUGCCAAUCCAAAUAAACAAGCCCCGGAGCCCAAAAGCCCCGGCAAAAAACGACCUCACACCAAGCGGAGAACCAGCAGCAGCAAUCGACUCAGCGGCCACUGGCACAAAGAAGAGGCCCGUAUUACGGUACAUAUUGCUGAAACGCUGUCCCGUCAAGGAUACAUCAUCAAGCUUUGCCGAGCACUUAUGAUGUUCGGUGCACCUACCCAUCGACUAGAAGAGUACCUCACCAUGACAGCUCGCGUGCUUGAAAUCGAUGGGCAGUUCUUGUAUCUCCCUGGCUGUAUGUUGAUAUCAUUUGACGAUAGGUCGACCCACACGACUGAGGUCCGAAUUGUGCGUGCUACCCAAGGCAUCGAUUUGGGCAAGUUGAAGGAUGUACACCAUAUUUACAAAGAAGUCAUGCACGACGUCAUCGGUGUAGAAGAAGGUACUCGCCGUCUGGAUGAUCUUAUGGCGGCCAAGGACAAGUUUCGAUCCUGGUUCAGGGUUUUUGUAUUUGGACUGACGAGUGCGACGUGCGCACCGUUUUCAUUUUCUGCACGACUUAUCGAUUUGCCUUUGGCGUUUUGUUUUGGCUGCUUGGUUGGACUGCUGCAGUUGAUAGUAGCACCCAAGUCAAACAUGUACAGCAAUGUGUUUGAGGUGACGGCUACUAUUGUGGUUAGUUUUCUGGCUAGAGCAUUUGGCAGUAUUCGAGGAGGGGACCUGUUCUGUUUUUCGGCGUUGGCGCAGAGCGGAAUUGUGAUGCUUCUUCCUGGAUACUCUGUUUUGUGCUCGGCUCUCGAACUUCAAUCUCGCGCCAUUGUCCCUGGAUCUAUCCGCAUAGUGUACGCCAUCAUCUAUUCGCUUCUUCUUGGUUUCGGCAUCACAGUCGGCGCUGCACUUUAUGGCCUCUUCGACAACCACGCCACCUCGGCAACAACGUGCCAGAAUCCCAUUCCAUCACUCUAUAGCUUCAUCUUUGUACCCUUUUUUGUGCUGUGCAUCAGCAUUCUAUAUCAGGCUAAAUGGCGUCAGAUGCCGGUCAUGGUGUUCAUCGCCUUUACCGGGUAUAUUGUCAAUUUCUUCAGCAGCAUCAAAUUCGUGGCAAGUCCACAAAUCGCCAACACACUUGGAGCGUUGUCUGUGGGUAUUUUAGCCAAUUUGUACUCUCGCUUGCGCCACGGUGUCGCGGCUGCCACUCUCAUUCCAGCAAUAUUUGCACAGGUUCCUGGUGGCUUGGCAUCAACUGGAGGUUUGCUAAGCGGUUUGAGUACGGCUAAUCAACUCACCAACUCGUCCACGGUUAUCAAUGGAACGAGUACGGUGAGGUUCAACCAAGGAGAGUCGCUGAACACCGUUGUCUUCAACGUCGCGGCGUCCAUGAUCCAAAUUGCGAUCGGUAUUGCAGUGGGACUGUUUAUCAGUGCAGUGGUGAUUUAUCCAUUGGGCAAGAGACGAAGUGGCUUGUUUAGUUUCUAA
Molecule: messenger RNA, 2571 nt
Organism: Pochonia chlamydosporia 170
Lineage: Eukaryota; Fungi; Ascomycota; Sordariomycetes; Hypocreales; Clavicipitaceae
Exons: 2
Coding region: 1-2571 (856 amino acids)
Biological process (GO): transmembrane transport
Molecular function (GO): transmembrane transporter activity
Source: RefSeq, a predicted model, not a curated record